Messenger RNA from Rhinopithecus roxellana (golden snub-nosed monkey), 5548 nucleotides. It is a transcript of the gene RIPOR2, whose product is annotated as RHO family interacting cell polarization regulator 2. Bases 380 to 3436 code for a protein of 1018 amino acids. The record is from RefSeq and is a predicted model, not a curated record. The transcript has 22 exons. Lineage: Eukaryota; Metazoa; Chordata; Mammalia; Primates; Cercopithecidae.
UGACGCCGCCGGCCCCCGCGCCGCGCCUCUCCCUCCUCACGGCUCCCGCCCCUCAGCCCGCUCCGCCGCUCUCGCUCCGCGCUCCGCCACCCUCGCGCCCGCCAGCCCCGCAACUUCAGCCCGCGCGCCGCAGCUGCUGCGAGCGGACGCGGCAGGGCAGCCGGCGCUGGGGACAGCUCGCGUCCACCCGACUGCCUCCCGGGGUCCCCUUCACCCAAGUGAGCGAGCUCAGGCUGUAUGCAAAGCCGGAGGUGCGGGCAGCUCCGGGCAUUGCAUUGGUGCGGAGGCUUUUAUAUGCCAUGCCAGAGAACCCUGAGUGUGCCCCUGACAUGACAAGGAGCCGUCGUCGUUAGGACUACCGACCAGACUCCCGGAAAUCAUGUUGGUAGGAUCCCAGUCUUUUUCGCCUGGAGGGCCCAAUGGGAUCAUUAGAAGCCAGUCCUUCGCGGGUUUCAGCGGCCUCCAGGAAAGGCGAUCCAGGUGUAACUCCUUCAUUGAAAAUUCCUCCGCUCUCAAGAAGCCUCAGGCCAAACUGAAGAAAAUGCACAAUUUAGGCCACAAAAACAACAAUCUCCCCAAAGAGCCUCAGCCUAAAAGGGUGGAGGAAGUCUACAGGGCCUUGAAAAAUGGACUUGAUGAAUAUCUGGAGGUUCACCAGACGGAGCUGGACAAGUUGACAGCUCAGUUAAAAGACAUGAAAAGAAACUCUCGCCUGGGUGUGCUGUAUGACCUAGACAAGCAAAUUAAAACAAUUGAACGAUACAUGAGACGCCUGGAGUUUCACAUUAGUAAGGUAGAUGAACUCUAUGAAGCUUACUGUAUCCAGCGACGCCUCCAGGAUGGUGCUAGCAAAAUGAAGCAAGCCUUCGCAACAUCCCCUGCCAGCAAAGCUGCCCGGGAGAGUCUAUCAGAGAUCAAUCGGAGCUACAAGGAGUACACAGAGAAUAUGUGCACCAUUGAAGCAGAGCUAGAGAAUCUGCUGGGAGAAUUCUCCAUCAAGAUGAAAGGUCUGGCUGGAUUUGCGCGCCUCUGUCCUGGAGAUCAAUAUGAAAUUUUCAUGAAGUAUGGCCGGCAGCGGUGGAAACUGAAAGGCAAAAUAGAAGUAAAUGGCAAGCAGAGCUGGGAUGGAGAAGAAACAGUUUUUCUGCCCCUGAUAGUUGGGUUCAUUUCCAUCAAGGUCACGGAGCUCAAAGGGCUGGCAACUCACAUCCUGGUAGGUAGCGUGACCUGUGAGACCAAAGAGCUGUUUGCAGCCCGACCUCAGGUGGUGGCUGUCGACAUCAAUGACCUUGGCACCAUCAAACUGAACCUGGAAAUCACCUGGUAUCCAUUUGACGUGGAGGACAUGACCGCAUCCUCAGGCGCUGGGAACAAGGCGGCAGCCCUUCAGAGGAGAAUGUCCAUGUACAGCCAGGGUACCCCGGAAACGCCCACCUUCAAAGACCACUCCUUCUUUUCGAAUCUACCUGAUGACAUCUUUGAAAAUGGAAAGGCAGCCGAGGAGAAAAUGCCACUGUCACUCAGCUUCAGUGACCUGCCCAACGGGGACUGCGCCCUCGCCUCCCCCUCAACAGGCUCCCCUUCCAACUCAACAAAUCCAGAAAUUACCAUCACCCCUGCGGAGUUUCACCACAGCAGCCUGGCCUCCCAGAAUGAGGGUUUGGAUGACACCAGCUCAGCAUCUUCCAGGAACUCCUUGGGAGAAGGCCAAGAGCCAAAAUCACACCUGAAGGAGGAAGACCCAGAGGAGCCCAGGAAACCUGCCUCGGCCCCAUCUGAGGCUUGCCGCCGACAGUCCUCAGGUGCUGGGGCUGAGCACCUGUUCCUUGAGAAUGAUGUUGCAGAGGCACUUCUGCAAGAGUCCGAGGAGGCCUCUGAGCUCAAGCCUGUGGAACUGGACACUUUGGAAGGAAACAUCACGAAGCAGCUGGUUAAGAGGCUCACAUCCGCAGAGGUGCCAGUGGCCACAGACAGGGUGCUCUCUGAGGGCUCUGUCGGGGGAGAAUCCGAAGGCUGCAGAUCCUUUCUAGAUGGAAGCUUAGAGGAUGCUUUUAAUGGGCUUUUCCUUGCAUUAGAACCACAUAAAGAGCAGUAUAAAGAGUUUCAGGAUCUGAACCAAGAAGUCAUGCAUUUGGAUGAUAUUCUAAAAUGCAAGCCAGCAGUAAGCCGCAGCAGGUCUUCCAGUUUAAGUCUUACAGUUGAAAGUGCUUUAGAAAGCUUUGAUUUCCUGAACACCUCUGAUUUUGACGAGGAGGAGGAUGGUGAUGAGGUUUGUAAUGUUGGCGGAGGUGCUGACUCAGUAUUUUCAGACACUGAGACUGAGAAACACAGUUACAGGUCAGUUCACCCAGAAGCCAGGGGCCAUCUCAGUGAAGCGCUCACUGAAGACACAGGAGUUGGGACCAGUGUGGCAGGAAGUCCUCUCCCACUGACCACAGGCAACGAGAGCCUGGACAUCACCAUCAUCAGGCACCUCCAGUACUGCACCCAACUCGUGCAGCAAAUUGUUUUCUCAAGCAAAAUCCCAUUUGUGGCAAGAAGUCUCUUAGAGAAGCUUUCUAGGCAGAUCCAAGUGAUGGAGAAACUCGCUGCUGUCAGUGAUGAGAACAUAGGAAAUAUCAGUUCUGUUGUGGAAGCCAUACCAGAAUUUCACAAAAAGCUGUCUUUGCUGUCAUUCUGGACCAAGUGCUGCAGCCCUAUUGGUGUCUACCACAGCCCAGCGGACAGAGUGAUUAAGCAACUGGAGGCCAGCUUUGCCAGAACUGUCAACAAAGAAUAUCCAGGACUUGCAGACCCAGUGUUUCGAACCCUGGUGUCCCAAAUUCUGGACCGGGCUGAGCCUCUGCUUUCCUCCAGCCUGUCCUCGGAAGUCGUCACUGUUUUCCAGUAUUACAGUUACUUCACCAGCCACGGCGUCAGUGACCUGGAGAGUUACCUGAGCCAACUGGCAAGGCAAGUUUCCAUGGUUCAGACUCUGCAAUCACUGAGAGAUGAAAAACUGCUACAGACCAUGAGUGACCUUGCUCCCAGCAACCUCCCGGCCCAGCAGGAAGUACUCAGGACUCUGGCUCUGCUAUUAACCAGAGAGGACAAUGAAGUUAGUGAGGCUGUGACGCUUUACUUGGCAGCAGCCUCUAAAAAUCAGCAUUUCAGGGAAAAGGCCUUGCUCUAUUACUGUGAAGCACUAACAAAGACAAACCUCCAGCUCCAGAAAGCAGCUUGCCUGGCCCUGAAAAUCCUUGAGGCUACUGAAAGCAUUAAAAUGUUGGUGACAUUGUGUCAGUCUGAUACUGAAGAAAUCAGAAAUGUAGCCUCCGAAACCCUCUUGUCUCUGGGAGAAGAUGGGCGGCUGGCAUAUGAACAAUUGGACAAAUUUCCUCGAGACUGUGUCAAAGUCGGAGGUCGUCAUGGAACUGAAGUUGCCACAGCCUUUUAAUUACAGGUUAACUGCCUAACAGCUGUCUUAAUAUCUGACCCUUUUCAUCAAGAUGGUGCUGUGGUUUUGCCUGGAAAUUGUUUAGAGCCUGAGAGACAUGAAAACUAAAAUAAAAAUGUAGGCUGGGUGCAAUGGCUCAUGCCUGUAAUCCCAGCACUUUGGGAGCUCAAGGCAGGAGAAUUGCUUAAGCCCAGUCGGUUCAAGACCAACCUGGGCAACAUAGCAAGGCCCUGUCGCUACAAAAAAAGAUUGUUUGAUUAGUCAGGCAUGGUGGCGUGCACCUGUAGUCCUAGCUACUUGGGAGGCUAAGAGGGGAGGAUUGCUUGAGCCCAGAAGAUUGAGGCUGCAGUGAGCCAUAAUUGUACCACUGCACUCCAGACUGGGUGACAGAGCAAAACCCUGUCUCAAAAAACAAAACAACAACAACAAAAAUAUGUUAUAGAAAGAAUUCAGAGUCUCAUUUCACAGUAUCUACUUUUCCUUUGGCCAACAUAGGAUAGGGCUAUGGUAUAAUUCAAUAGAUUACAUCGUCAAUUGUGUCUGAUAAUACUCAGUGCAAGAGUCCAUCUUAUCUUAAUAUUUAUGAAAUUUUAAAAUAGCCAUCUUUGUACUUUUUUGCAAGUUUAUAAGCUUGAAAUAGUCAUGUGAUACUUCGAUAAACAUCAUAUGCCUUGCAGUUUUUCUCUGUCGUGUUCUCAGGGUUGAGUGGUCCCCUUAGCUACCUAACUUUACUUUCAAUACAAAGCACAAAAAAGAAUCUCUUCAAAUAAAAGUUUUCCUGCAGAACCUGGCAAAAAUAACCCAUUGUGAGAGUUCAGAUGUUUUAAUUUUAUGUGCUCCCAGCUAUUCUGGAGUCUGAGGUGGGAGGAACGCUUGAGGCAGAGGUUGCAGUAAGCUGAGAUUGCACCAUGGCACUCCAGCCCAUGUGACAGAGGAAUGAGAGCCAGUCUCAAAAAAAAGAAAGAAAGAAAGAAAAAACUCCCACAAUUUAUUUUGCUUCUUUUCCCCCAUCCUGAAAAUUCCAAAAUCAUGUUUCCAUUAUGGAAAAAAGAUAAGUACAUGACUAAGAACUACCUUAAGAUUAUACCUAUACACUUAAAAACAAACAAAAAACUCAAAACUUACGCUUUUUUUUUUUAAUUAAUGAGAGCCAUUUUUUAUGAUAUUCUUACCAUAGGGGUAUUUUGCUGCUCAGACAAAUCAAAACCAAAAGCUGUAGAUUCACAAACCUGUGAUGCUCUUUGAGGUGGAGGAACCUAGAAGUCGGAGAAAUCCUAAUGGAGUAGGAGUUUAAAUUUAAACUCCUUUUAUUUAAAGUGGUCCCUCCUUCUGUAAAAAUGACCAUGGGAUUACAAAGAAGGAGGACAUCCUGAGGGGUGGUUACAGCCCCCAGGGAAAUCACUCACUGGUAGGAUUCCCUGGCCAAAUAGUUCAAACAUCAGGUCCCAUUAUUGCUUCAGUAUCAGAGACGCAUUGCGUUCAUUAAGCAAAGUACAAGACCAUUCAGUAGCUCUUAUUAAAAUAUCUUUUCUUCCUCUAAAGAGUAUACAAGGUGAGGUAUGCCAAGGUAUCAAAACAAUAUAUAUGAGUGUAAUUUAAACUGUGGGAUAUCAACUAACUACUAUGGGUGUGUUUGUAUCAUUUAGAUGUCAUUUUAAAUAUUUACAUUUUAGCAAGACUUUUAAAAAGGACUCAUUUCAUUUCAAAGUGCAAAUUGUUUGCCAGGCUUCUGGCAAAUAGUUCUUUCAACUGUGAAGUUAUAAUGUAUAUAUCUGUAUAUUUAUAAAUAUUAUAUAUAUUCAUAUAUCCUUCACUUUAAAGGUACAUUGUACAGGCUGUAGUUAGUAUGUAUAGUCUAUAGUUUAUGUUAAAUGGUUGAAAUGCUUCUUUUUAUAGAAAAUCAAACACAGAUGUUACAGGAUUUUGUGUUUGGUUUGUCAUUUUUUUAUUUUUAUUUUUUGACUAUUGCAUGAGUAAUUAAUUUCAGAUCUUUUGUAUUCACUUCUGUAUUUUAUGUUCGGUUGAGGAGGUGCUUUCAGUUUUGUGGCAUUUGUAUUCAUUGAUCUUUCAGUCAUGUAAGUUAAAAUAAAAAUUAUUUUUGAAUUACUAGCA